AUGUACGACCAGGCCCGUGGACAGGUGCGAAAAUGGACUGGUGUCAGUUCCGAUCUUGUCAAUGUCAAUGGUCCUAUAGACAAUCGUAUCACCAUCACUAGCAGGGGUCCUGCGCCGCAAUCAAGCGUUGGUGGAUCGCGCCACACGAAAACCGAAGGCGUUAACGAGACUGUUUUGCACCAAUAG
This is a messenger RNA of Aspergillus clavatus NRRL 1, 186 nucleotides long. RefSeq lists its product as uncharacterized. The coding region runs from base 1 to 186 and encodes 61 amino acids. Lineage: Eukaryota; Fungi; Ascomycota; Eurotiomycetes; Eurotiales; Aspergillaceae. The record is from RefSeq and is a predicted model, not a curated record. The transcript has a single exon.